This is a messenger RNA of Hymenoscyphus albidus, 438 nucleotides long. The record is from the annotation of a GenBank genome assembly. Lineage: Eukaryota; Fungi; Ascomycota; Leotiomycetes; Helotiales; Helotiaceae.
AUGAACAGAUCCGAACGAAGAUCGUAGCUGGGAACCUCACAACGAAAACAGGACGACCGCCCUCCAGCUCGCAAUACGUCUAGAUAGAGAUAUAGUAAGCUUUUACUCAAUAGGGGGACGGACUUCAAUGCUCCUCGAGGUAAAACUCCCCUCCAAGCGGCUACUUACACCAAACAACCCUCUUUGGAAACAAUCGAGCUCUUACUGGCAGAAGGCGCAGAUGUCAAUCCUCCGUCAUCAUCCCAAUACGGUUUAACGGCACUCCAGGGGGCAGCAUCAUACGGUUAUAAGAGAGGAGCUCUGAUGCUGCUUGAAAGAAGUGCGGAUUCGAAUGCAUCAGGUUCCAGAUUUCAUGGUAGAACAGCGUUGGAGGGAGUAGGCAAGAGUGGUCCGUUGGAUAUGGUUCAGCUUUUACUAAAUGCCGGAGUGGAACCGUGA